Messenger RNA from Rhipicephalus microplus (southern cattle tick), 1009 nucleotides. RefSeq names its product eukaryotic translation initiation factor 3 subunit G. Gene Ontology annotation, molecular function: RNA binding; translation initiation factor activity. NCBI's taxonomy places the organism in Eukaryota, Metazoa, Arthropoda, Arachnida, Ixodida, Ixodidae. The record is from RefSeq and is a predicted model, not a curated record. Gene Ontology annotation, cellular component: cytoplasm; eukaryotic translation initiation factor 3 complex.
CACUUCUGGCGUUGAUGAGUGGGUAGCCAUAUGUGCCAGUGCUUCUGAGUUUUAGUGCUAGCUUCAUUAAUAAUGCCCGUUGUCGACAACGCGAUCCAGCCCAGCUGGGCUGACCGGGUCGAGCAAGGUGAAGACGUUCCGCUGCCUUCCCUACCUUCGCAAACGCAAGUGGAAGUCGCCGACGGCGAAGAGAAAGUCACCACAGAAUACCGCGUAGACGAAGAAGGCCGUAGGAUCAAGGUGCUUCGGCACUACAGGAUCGAAAGGAGGCAAGUUUCCAAGUCUGUGGCGCGCAGAAAGCUUUGGAAGAAGUUUGGAGAUGCGAAGAAUGACCCGCCGGGCCCCAAUGCGGCCACUACGGUGGUCGGCGAGGAAAUACAGAUGCAGUUUGUCAGUGCCCAGGAGGAAGAGACCAGCCCGGAGGAGGACAUGCUGGCCAAGCUGCGCAGUCAGAAGACCAAGAUGGUCAAAUGCCGAAUCUGCAAGGAAGACCAUUGGACCACGCAGUGCCCUUUCAAAGAUAAGGUUGCCCUACCCGAACAUCUGAAGGAGGAGGCUAAGCCCGUUGUGGCUGUCGAGGUUGAGGAGAAGGUGAAGUCUGGCAAGUACAUCCCGCCCAGCAUGCGAGAGGGUGCCAAUCGUCGCGGAGAAUCUAUGGCGCAGUCGCGCACUAGGGAUGAAGCGGCCACUAUUCGAGUGACCAACUUGUCCGAAGACGUGCGUGACUCUGACCUACAGGAGUUGUUCCGGCCUUUCGGCCAGAUUGCUAGAAUCUAUCUGGCUAAGGACAAGGUGACUGGACAGUCCAAGGGCUUCGCCUUCAUCAACUUCGUGCACCGUGAAGACGCUGCUCGUGCCAUUGCCAAUGUCAACGGCUUUGGUUAUGACAACCUGAUCCUCUCCGUGGAAUGGGCCAAACCAUCCGGUACUGCUUGAAGACACCAGAGCAGACUGAUAUAACGUCCACAGGGACAAUUGGUUAAAUGAAUAAAAACGAUUGUAACGUGAA